Molecule: messenger RNA, 1200 nt
Organism: Pseudogymnoascus destructans
Lineage: Eukaryota; Fungi; Ascomycota; Leotiomycetes; Thelebolales; Thelebolaceae
Exons: 1
Coding region: 808-1200 (130 amino acids)
Source: RefSeq, a predicted model, not a curated record
GCUUCCGACCGGCCCCUGCCAUGUUGCCCACGAUCCUCGCAAGCUAUUCCCACCACGACCACUCCCUCCGUCCAGCUCACGAAAUAACCCAAUCCGGCCCCUGUUCAUCGCUUGCAAAUGUGGAUAGGAAGGGGUCACGCAACAGACUGUGCGCUUGCAGGCCGCCACGGGUUGGGGAAAUUGGAAGUUGGGAAAUUGGCUUGGGAAAUUGGGAGAUUGGGAAAUUGGCUUGGGAAAUUGGGAGAUUGGGAAAUUGGCGAGAGUAGCGACCGACUACUUCUAUCCGCAUCGUCCCAGGCGAGGCGGCGUCCUACAGUAGAAUGUCUCUAGCCACCUGGUUUUUGGUUUUUGGCCCUGAGAGAAGACACUGCAGUGCGGCCCGCAUAAGAGUGCCGCUGAGCCGUGGUGGCAAUAACUACCCCAGUCCGCAGUCGCGGAGGUGCUUAAAAUGACUGCCAUGUUUGGGGGGGCAGAUAGGGGUAGGAAUGGGUUCAGCCAGCCACUGUGGAACGUGUCUUGGGUAUUUGGAAUAGAAUAUGCGGGAGAGAAGGUGAGUUUGGCUAGGCUUGCGACCUUUCUACCGGGGGUUAGUUCUUGUGCCGUGCCAGGAAGAAAGACGUGGGGAAACGCUACGAGUACAUCUGGGAUUGCGGGUUUACCGUCUGCUAAAAACAAUUAUACUGUAUGUCGAACGCUGUAGAAACAGUUCAUACAUAUCAUACAUAUCCCAAAACUGCCACUUGGCUCCCACCAUGCACGCCAUGACUCGCGGACCACUUCCGCCCCGCCGGCGCCCUAGAUCCCAAGAUGAACGAUGCAUGCAUGCUCCGCGACUACAUCCCAUCCAUGUCUUCAUCCAUCCGCCAAAACCUCUCCGCUGCAGUAGCUCUCAGCACCAGCGCUUGUAUAGUUCGCAUUAAUACCGUACCGUACCGCAUCGCAUCGACAUCGCCAUCGCCAUCGCCAUCGCCAUCGCCAUCGACCUCACAUCGCUUCUGCAUCGCAGCAGAUCAUAGAUGGGAUGGUCGUCCUGAUCUUGAUCUUACGUCAUCCCGACCAAGGAAACGAAAGAACAGCUUCUGGCCUUCGCAUCACCCCCACUCCCGGCAUCCGGAAGCUGCUCCCCAGCCGCGGCGGCAGCACGGGCGCCACCCCCUUUUAUCCACCUCCGGCGUCGCACGCUCCGCUAUCAUAUUUUGA